This is a messenger RNA of Cannabis sativa, 1604 nucleotides long. RefSeq names its product triacylglycerol lipase 2. The transcript is spliced from 9 exons. The coding region runs from base 185 to 1438 and encodes 417 amino acids. Gene Ontology annotation, molecular function: hydrolase activity, acting on ester bonds. The record is from RefSeq and is a predicted model, not a curated record. Gene Ontology annotation, biological process: lipid metabolic process. Lineage: Eukaryota; Viridiplantae; Streptophyta; Magnoliopsida; Rosales; Cannabaceae.
GUAUAGUCAGUUAAGCCAAGCAAAAGAAAAGAAAAAGAGAGAAGUAAAAAGAAGAGUAAGUUGCGUUCCCACUUAAUUAUGUCUUUUUUCUAUCUAUACCUAUAUAAAGGGCUUUAACAAUAUCAAACACUUCUCACCAAUAAGGAGCUAAAAACAGAUAAGAAUAAUAAUAUUUAAUAAUCAAAUGGCUUUAGGCCAAGACCGUUUGAUGAGUUUGGGUUUGAUCUGGUGGGGGGUGGUGUGGCUCUUGGUGUUUGAACCACAUGGUGUGUAUGGCUCGACCAGGGGUUGGCUAUUUGGUCCAAGAAAAGGUAUAGUGGCUUCCCCUGAGAUUGGUAUAUGCAAGUCCUCUGUUGUUUCAUAUGGAUACAAGUGCCAGGAAAUUGAUGUGACAACCCAAGAUGGCUAUAUUCUAAAUGUGCAAAGAAUUUCAGAAGGUAGAACUGGGGUUGGUGGUGGCCUGAAGAAGCAGCCAGUGUUGAUUCAACAUGGGGUCCUUGUGGAUGGGUUGACCUGGCUUUUGAAUGACCCAGAAGAAAAUCUUCCAAUGAUUUUAGCUGAUCGUGGCUAUGACGUGUGGAUUGCUAACACCAGAGGCACCAGGUUCAGCCGUAGACACAAGUCAUUGGAUCCCAGACAACCCAAAUUUUGGAAUUGGUCUUGGGAUGAGCUGGUCACAUUUGAUUUACCUGCGGUUUUUGACCAUGUUUAUAAAGAGACAGGACAGAAGAUUAACUAUGUUGGCCAUUCUCUGGGAACUUUAAUAGCUUUGGCAUCUUUCUCAGAAGGGAGGCUAGUGGAUCAGCUCAAGUCAGCAGCAUUGUUGAGCCCCAUUGCUUAUUUGAGCCACAUGAACACUGCACUUGGUGUUGUUGCAGCCAGAUCCUUUGUUGGAGAGAUUACUACAUUAGUUGGUCUUGCAGAGUUCAAUCCAAAAGGGGAGGCUGUGGCUAACUUUCUUAAGGGCCUAUGUGCUUAUCCAGGAGUUGACUGUUAUGACUUAAUGUCUGCAAUUACAGGCCGAAACUGCUGUCUCAAUGUUUCAACCGUUGAUCUCUUUCUAAAGAACGAGCCUCAGUCAACAUCAACCAAGAACAUGGUACACUUAGCUCAAACUGUUCGAAAUGGGGUUUUGGCAAAGUUCAAUUAUGGAAGAGCAGACUACAAUCUGAUGCAUUACGGUGAAACCUCACCACCAAUUUACAACCUCUCAAACAUUCCUAAAAACCUUCCUCUGUUCAUUAGCUAUGGAGGGCGUGAUGCUCUGUCAGAUGUUAGAGAUGUUGGGAUGUUGCUCGACAGUCUUAAGUACCAUGAUGUUGAUAAGAUCUCUGUUCAGUUCAUUAAGGACUAUGCUCAUGCUGAUUUCAUCAUGGGAGUUGACGCUAAAGACGUUGUUUAUAACUCUGUCGUCUCAUUUUUUAAACAUCAACAAUAACAAAAACACUAAUCAAGUUUAGUUGGGGUCAGUUUAAUGUUGUAAUACAAGAUUGAAUAAUUAUACUUAUAUGUUAUUAGUAGAAUCUCAAUCAAAUACGUACUUUUUAUGAUCAUGAGAAAGAAAUCUUAGCAUACUAUAUCAUCUACUGAGAAAUUUUGAACAA